AUGGCCGGCAACUUUGAGGACGUUGCGAAGCAGUUCAUCGAGUUCUACUACAACACCUUCGAUACCGAUCGCAAGGCCCUGUCCGGCCUUUACCGCGAGCAGUCUAUGCUCACGUUCGAAUCAGCCUCGGUCCUCGGUGUCAACUCCAUCGUUGAGAAGCUUGCGUCCCUCCCCUUCGAGAAGGUCAAGCACCAGGUCUCCACUCUCGAUGCCCAGCCCGGCAUGUCGGAUGGCGGGAUUGUCAUCCUUGUGACUGGGCAGCUUCUGGUCGAUGAGGAGCAGCGCCCGAUGAACUACACGCAAGCGUUCCAGCUUGCUCGCGACGGCAGUGGCCAGUACUUCGUCUUCAACGACAUCUUCAAGCUAGUCUAUGGUUAG
This is a messenger RNA of Purpureocillium lilacinum, 378 nucleotides long. Its product is annotated as nuclear transport factor 2. Gene Ontology annotation, molecular function: nuclear import signal receptor activity. The record is from RefSeq and is a predicted model, not a curated record. Gene Ontology annotation, biological process: protein import into nucleus. Lineage: Eukaryota; Fungi; Ascomycota; Sordariomycetes; Hypocreales; Ophiocordycipitaceae. Gene Ontology annotation, cellular component: nuclear pore central transport channel.